This is a messenger RNA of Closterium sp. Naga37s-1, 889 nucleotides long. The record is from the annotation of a GenBank genome assembly. NCBI's taxonomy places the organism in Eukaryota, Viridiplantae, Streptophyta, Zygnematophyceae, Desmidiales, Closteriaceae.
AUGUGUAUUAGACAGCUCUCGCUGCUCCUUCCCCUCACAGUUGCACUCCUCGCCACUCCCGUUUGCUCGACAGCUGGCACUCCGCGGCGGCAGUUGCGGAAGGCGCAACCAGCAGUGACACCCAACGCCACGCUCGUCCUGCUUGCGAACAACACGUUCGGCGCUAAAUGCCUCGACGGAAGUCCCCCCGGGUACUACUUCCGGCCUGGCGCGGCAGCGGGUCGUCUGCGGUGGCACAUAUACCUGCCCGGGGGCGCGUGGUGCGUCACCCCCGCCGACUGCUCCGCCAGAGCCGGCACGCGCCUGGGGUCCAGCAAGAGCUUCCCCGCCAACCCCGCGCACUAUGCGGCGCAGCUGAGGCCUCCGUUCGAGGGCAUUCUGUCGGGCAGCGCGCAGCAGAACCCCGCGAUGUACCAGUGGAACCUGGUGCGCCUCAUCUACUGCGACGGGGGCGGGUACGCCGGCACCAGGGGCGCGCUCAACGUCUCUGCCGCUCCUGCCCCUCCGAACGCAAGCGCCGCUGCCAACUCAACGAGCCCAUCCAAUUCCACCAAGUCAACCGGGUCAACGAAGUCAUCCGCGUCCACGACGUCAGCCAUCUACCUGGACGGGUGGAACAUCAUUCAAGCGGUGAUUCAAGACCUCGUGCAGAAGCAUGAGAUGCGCUCGGCCUCACAGAUUCUGCUUUCAGGCAGCUCAGCUGGAGGGCAGGCGACAGUGAACCUCUGUGACUGGCUGGCGUCGUCCUUCCCAUCUGCCUCCACGCGCUGCCUCGUUGACUCGGGCUUCUUCCUUGACACGCGUGACCGCGCUAUGAACUACACCUUUCGGUCGCUGGCUCAGAACCUCACCGCACUGCACCGACCCUCCAACCCCACCUGCCCCCAUG